Molecule: messenger RNA, 586 nt
Organism: Aspergillus sclerotioniger CBS 115572
Lineage: Eukaryota; Fungi; Ascomycota; Eurotiomycetes; Eurotiales; Aspergillaceae
Exons: 2
Coding region: 157-471 (104 amino acids)
Source: RefSeq, a predicted model, not a curated record
GUCGGGGGGGAGGGAAGGUGGUGUGGGGGUUGUGUCGUGUGUCUGACUGUCUGUGUUGGAUAUGCACUUAUAUGCACGUACGUAUACCCCAUACAUCCCUACCUUCCACCUUCCAGGCUCCCACCUCCCACCUAGCCUACCCACAGACAUGAAUAUAUGUCUGAGGUGAAACGCAAGCCAAAUCUGCACCCUGUCUGUCUAUCUCCCUACGCCCGCCUGGUAUGGAAUGCAUGGGUACCAUGGUCCAUCCAGCGCCCUGUGCGUUUGCUCCGCAUUGUAGGUAUCUAUACUUACAUACCACUCUCCCUCUUUUUUUGUUACCCGCAUGCGUUCUUUAUUUGCUGGCGCCUGUUCCAUGGUCGUCGUGGAUCCAUUACCCGGGAAUCAAGCUACGUGUCAUUGCUUCUGUUGUGUGAUGAACAGGUUGCGGGUGCCGGUUGUUGUGACAACCUGGAUUAUUUAUCCGAGUGAAACAUUGGAUGGUAUGAAUGGACUUCGUUGAGUCUGCUAUGUAGGCUAUAUUACAUGUGUGUGUGAGGCUGGGUAUGUAUGUACCUAGGUAAGCAUGGGAGUAGUAUGUUAGUCU